Messenger RNA from Dama dama (fallow deer), 2026 nucleotides. It is a transcript of the gene PIRT, whose product is annotated as phosphoinositide interacting regulator of transient receptor potential channels. NCBI's taxonomy places the organism in Eukaryota, Metazoa, Chordata, Mammalia, Artiodactyla, Cervidae. Gene Ontology annotation, biological process: phosphatidylinositol-mediated signaling; positive regulation of cation channel activity. Gene Ontology annotation, molecular function: transmembrane transporter binding; phosphatidylinositol bisphosphate binding. The transcript is spliced from 3 exons. The record is from RefSeq and is a predicted model, not a curated record. Bases 420 to 827 code for a protein of 135 amino acids.
CGCUGGGAUUCGCUGCACGCGGCUCCUGGAGGGGCCCAGGAGGCUUCUUCCCGGGGCUGGGGUGCUGGACUUGAGCAGGAACUCACUGCCCGCUUCCUCUUGGCGCCAGCUGUGUGCGAUCCCCAGGUCUCCCCCAUCUUCCCCGGGGGGUGUUGAGCACAUAUUCUUGGGAAAUCCCAUGGACAGGGGAGCCUGGUGUGCUGCAGUCCAUGGGAUCACAAGAGUCGGGCAUGACUUAGCGACUAAACAACAACAAUAACCUCUUGGAGUUAUUAAGAGAUGCUCCAGGUGAAGAAAGUGGCAGCACUGAGAACCAAGCUGGAGACGGAUGCUGAGAACAGGAACGGUGUGUGAGGAGUCCUCGCCCUUGCUUCUGACUGUUGCCAGUACCAGGAGCCCAGGCCAUAGGAACGGUGACCAUGGAGGCCCUCCCCAAGGCCCUGGAGGUCGAAGAGAAGUCUCCCGAGUCCAAGGACCUUUUGCCCAGCCAGACGGCCAGCUCCCUGUGCAUCAGCUCCAGAAGCGAGUCCGUCUGGACCGCCACCCCUCGGAGUAACUGGGAAAUCUACCGUAAACCCAUCAUUAUCAUGUCCGUGGGUGGUGCCAUCCUCCUCUUUGGUGUGGUCAUCACCUGUUUGGCCUACACCCUGAACCUGGGCAGUAUGAGCCUCAAGGUCCUGAAGAUGGUGGGGCCUGCCUUCCUGUCUCUGGGACUCAUGAUGCUGGUGUGUGGGCUGGUCUGGGUGCCCAUUAUUAAGAAGAAACAGAAGCAGAGACAGAAGUCAGUGUUCUUCCAGAACCUCAAGUCCUUCUUCCUGAACCGCUGAUGGCAACCUUGCCCUCUGUCCUCCCCACCACCCCGACACCUUGUCCAGGAGAAGGUGUCAUGGCCAAAGUCCAACAUCUUUGGUCUCUUGGGUGGUGGAGUCUGCCAUAAAACUGAUGCAGGCAAACCUUCUUCUGGGCCCCAUGGGAAAAAGCAAGCUCAGGGCUGCACCCUCUGUGUGGCUGGGAGGCACCGCUGGAUGAUCUCAUUUAGUCUUUGUUAUGUCUGACGCUUCCCCCAAGAUCCUGGCCGCAGCCGUUGCCUUCCAUGGCUGUCACCCCGGCCUGUGCAUUCAGGUGUCACUCAUCUAAUGAAUGUGCUCUGCCAAGCGCUAUGCAUGUUGGGAAAUUCCUUGAGAUGGACUAUCCCCCGAGAAGAACCUCCUGCUUACACUUCUGAGUGCCUGAACUGGAUUCUGCAUUUGCUUCCUUCUAGAACCCAGACUGACCAGCAGAGGCCCUUUGCACAGAGGAGGGAAAUCCUGGCCAUCGAGCUUACCCACUCCAGCUCUUUCUGUGGGUGAGAUACUGGCUUGUAUUUCAAGAGAUCAGAUAAGUCACAAGUACCAAACAUUCCAAAGAGUGAGAAGUGAAGGGUGGCUGGGAGAAACACUUUCCAAGAAGGCACAUUUUCCCCUGGAAAUGGCUCUGGGAGUUAGUUGGAGAAGCAAUUUAACCCUCAGUUAUACAGUAUUUACACCAGAGGUGGUGGCAUGCGCCAGGGGCUAUCACAGUCUCCCCUUGACCUUCUAACUCCUUCUCUGUGACUACUCUUCCGUCUGAACUGGACACUUAGCCAAGGGCAAGCGCAUGUUGCCCUAACUUCCUUCUCCCCUGACCCCGGCCUCUACCCCAUGAUUCUGGAACAGCCGGGUGGAAAGCCGCUGCGGAGGGCUGCAGUAAGCAUUUGCUCUGCUUCACCCCCAUUGAGAAUCACAACCCAGAGAUUCGACUCCACAGCUGAGUGUCUGGAGGUUUCCAGAGACGGUUUUUACUUCAGAAAGUCCUGACUUCUGCUCUCCCAGCCCCCACCCACCCACACACAGACAUUCAGUGAGGGCUCAGCUCGGGGCCAGGCCCCAGGAUGGAGCAAGCUAGACAGACAGCUGGUCCCUGCAUUCAUCUUCCACACGAAGAGAAAGACACGGCCAGGCCAACAGGUGGCCAGACACUGGUGCUGAGUCCUUUCUGGGCAGUGAGG